This is a messenger RNA of Frankliniella occidentalis (western flower thrips), 623 nucleotides long. Its product is annotated as ctenidin-3. The coding region runs from base 94 to 573 and encodes 159 amino acids. The record is from RefSeq and is a predicted model, not a curated record. NCBI's taxonomy places the organism in Eukaryota, Metazoa, Arthropoda, Insecta, Thysanoptera, Thripidae. The transcript has 3 exons.
AUCCCGACAGUUCAGACGUGCGGGCGCGCUGGGUGCUGGGUCGGGCGUAGUCUAAAACUACGCUGCUGCUGGUGGAGGAUUGUGCGUUCCGGGAUGCCGACCACGCGCGCAGUCAGCAGCGGUAGCCAACGGCGGCAGGCAGAGGCGGCCAGCAUCAGCCACGACGCUGCCAGCACCGCGGGCGCGGACGUCACUCCCUCCAGCAGGAACACGACGAUGAAGUCGAAGUUGCACUGCAGGUGGAGGUCGGCGCCGUCACCCGUCGUCGUCCUGAUGGUCGCCGUCGUGCUCGUCGCCGCCACGCUGACGGGCACGAUGGCGCAGCAGCAACAACAACAAGGAGGCGGUCCUCCCGGAGGCGGCCAAGACGGAGGCGGUGGCCCUCCCGGAGGCGGCUUUCCCGGGGGCGGUCAAGAUGGCGGACAACAAGGAGGUGGUCCUCCCGGGGGCGGUCAAGAUGGUGGCCAACAAGGAGGCGGUCAACAAGGAGGUGGCCAACAAGGAGGUGGCCAACAGGGAGGUGGUCAACAGGGAGGCGGCCAGGAUGGUGGCCAGCCAGGCGGAGGCGGUUAGUUUCCACAUAUGCUAUCUGCUGUACUGGCUAUUCUGCGCUAUGAUCGCAA